CAUUUACUACUAAAAAGUGUUGUUUCUUUUGAGAGGUCCCAUGCAUCUGUAAAGCUGAAAGACAUCAAACUAAUAACCAAUUCAAGCCAAUUAAAGGAACUGUGAUUAAUGGCGUCAAGAGAUGCAAAUCAGGGCACUUGUGUGGAUUCAAAUGAUGAAACUGUAGUUGAAUCUGACAUUUCCCUCUCGUAUGAUGAGGUUGACAACUACGCUGGUGCCCCAUACUAUAAAUUUGGGGUGUUAGUGGAUGGACAAAAUCCAAAGUUGUACAUUGAUACCCGAAGCCAACAAUUGCUGUACGAUCCACCAGUCUACCUCGGAACAUGGCAUUCAAAUCAUUCAGUGGUGAUGAAGUGGGAGCGAUCAAAUGAUGGGGAUUACAUUUGGAAGAACGUGGUCAUUCCAAAUUGGUCUCUUACGAUGACCACCCGUUUUCAAGCUGGAAAGACAACUGAAGAGAAAAGUUCACCCAUUACAUACCUAGUGGGAUUCAAUGCAGUACUGAGACCCCCCAAGGUGACCCGGCAUCACAACCGUACCGGAGCAUACGCGUUCAGUUUCACCCAAGAAGGAACAAAUUUAUUUCUUAAACCACAAGAGGUGCCAGUCUACGAUCACCAAGGCAGGGUGGAGGGGCAAAUAAAGACAAUAGUGGCUGUACAAGAUACAUUACCUGAUAACUACUAUCUCUUCACCAUACAUCCAACUUCAUACGUACCUCCUACAAGUUAGAGAAUUAUAACUUGAACAGAUUUAGAACUAGAGUAGUAUGGUAUAGGCCAAAAGGACUGUAGCCCAAGUGGCUUAGUAUAUAGAUCUAGCAUGUGAAUUGAAGUAUAAUUAUUGAAAUA
This is a messenger RNA of Halichondria panicea, 851 nucleotides long. RefSeq lists its product as uncharacterized. Bases 109 to 732 code for a protein of 207 amino acids. The transcript has 5 exons. NCBI's taxonomy places the organism in Eukaryota, Metazoa, Porifera, Demospongiae, Suberitida, Halichondriidae. The record is from RefSeq and is a predicted model, not a curated record.